AGAAACAACAGUUCGAAACUUCCGCUGCUGCUACCAACACUGAAUAAAAGCUCUGAAGAAAGAAAAGAACACAGGAAACGCCAGAAAUAAACCGCUUACUAUUUUUUUUCUAUUCUGUACGUGAAGCUCUCCCUAAAAGGCUUGUUAAUUUGGGGAUUCUGUGACAAGCAGCGUCAUGACGUCCUCGCUUCAUUAUCAUUCAGAUGGUAGUGAGAAUGAACAGCCAGAGAAGCAAUCAGAGGCUCACAGCGAGUCUUCAUCCCCUGCUACUGGAAUGUCUCUCCCUGGAACUGUAACAUCAAAUAUGCACUAUGUGAUGCCCGCUCAACUUGGCAAUGAAAAUGCUAUGUUGCAGGCUCAAACAGCUUAUCCUUAUCCAGACCCAUACUAUAGGAGCAUCUUUGCACCAUACGAUGCACAGCCUUAUCCUACACAACCUUAUCCAGCACAACCGAUGGUUCACGUUCAGCUUAUGGGAAUUCAACAAGCUGGUGUUCCUUUGCCAUCAGACGCAAUAGACGAACCUGUUUUUGUUAAUGCAAAACAGUAUCAUGGCAUCUUGAGGCGUCGACAAUCUCGCGCGAAAGCUGAGUCAGAAAAGAAACUUCUGAAAGCUAGGAAGCCCUACUUGCAUGAAUCACGCCAUUUGCAUGCACUGAAAAGAGCUAGAGGAUGUGGGGGUCGUUUUACAGCGAAGAAAACUGAUAACCAGCCGAAACAGGACGAAUCAGGUGAUAACUCACAGGUCAACAUUAAUCUUGAGUCUGGAAAAAACGAGGUUGCUUCUGCAGAGAAUGCCUCUUGAUUUAUGCAGCGAUGCAAUAUCAAGGGUCUUUGUGGACCAUGAAAACAGCAUGCUUUCGUCAAAGUGAAACUGUGGUAGCUGGACAAAAUCAGUGUGAUUAUGGUGUUCUGUAUGUUUAUCUCAGUGUAGAAAGAUCAGAAUAGGCUACUUGUGGAGAGUCACAAAGUGGUCACCGGGCGUAUAUUCUCAAAAUACUAUCUUUCUGAGCUUGUUCGCAGACAUUUUUCUUAUCCUGGUGAUAUGUAAUUACUUCGAGAUUUGUUCAAACUGUAGCUCUGGUAGCUUUACAAAAUAUCGAGUCAGAAAGUAGAGUUACAACAUUUGACAAUAUGUUCUUUUAGUUUAGGAAGAUAAGCUUUUAGUGCUGCUGGUUGAUGGACUCAGCAUUUCGAAGGUCAUGCAUUUUUGUGUCAAUAUCUCGGUAAUAAGAAAAGUUUCCACUGUGAUUACUGGUGCUUGA
Messenger RNA from Nicotiana attenuata, 1265 nucleotides. RefSeq names its product nuclear transcription factor Y subunit A-7-like. The coding region runs from base 176 to 805 and encodes 209 amino acids. The transcript is spliced from 6 exons. Gene Ontology annotation, cellular component: CCAAT-binding factor complex. Gene Ontology annotation, molecular function: RNA polymerase II cis-regulatory region sequence-specific DNA binding; DNA-binding transcription factor activity, RNA polymerase II-specific. Gene Ontology annotation, biological process: regulation of transcription by RNA polymerase II. The record is from RefSeq and is a predicted model, not a curated record. NCBI's taxonomy places the organism in Eukaryota, Viridiplantae, Streptophyta, Magnoliopsida, Solanales, Solanaceae.